AUGCAACAUGAAACUCGUAAAGUACUGGAUGAUUUUAUUUCUAAAUAUAAAAUAGAAAAACAAGAAAAGUCAUCAUCUGCAUCUAAUUCUCUUGUUAUUAGUCAAGGUAAAUCAAAAGAGGCUUUGGAUUCACUUCAUAUUUCUCAACGUAGUAUUAAAGUCGGAAAUAUUUCUCAAGAUUUAUCUAUUCAACAAUUGGAGAAUUUAUUUACUGAUAAUCGAAUUGAAGGAAUUGAAAGUAUUCAUAUUCCAAUGGAUAAUCUGGGUUUUCAAUUUGGUUUUUUAUUCAUUACAUUUAAUUCAAGUCAAUAUUUUGAAGAUUUUUGUUCAAAAAUUGAUGAUAAUAGUACAGUACCAAGUGGUGGAUCAAAUUCUGGCGCUUCUGCUGAUUUUAAUGUUGUUGGUGGUUUAUCUGGAGAUGAAGAAAGUUUACCUGUUAUCGGAGAAAUAUAG
Rotaria sp. Silwood2 is the source of this 453-nucleotide messenger RNA. The record is from the annotation of a GenBank genome assembly. Lineage: Eukaryota; Metazoa; Rotifera; Eurotatoria; Philodinida; Philodinidae.